Messenger RNA from Cricetulus griseus (Chinese hamster), 1982 nucleotides. The record is from RefSeq and is a predicted model, not a curated record. Lineage: Eukaryota; Metazoa; Chordata; Mammalia; Rodentia; Cricetidae.
AUGUCAGCUGUGGUCCUGGAGAACCCAGUGUUGACCAGAAAACUCUCAGACUUUGGGCAGGAAACAAGUUAUAUUGAAGACAACUCCAACCAAAAUGGGGCUGUGUCACUGCUAUUCUCACUCAAAGAAGAAGUUGGUGCCCUAGCCAAGGUCUUGCGUUUAUUUGAGGAGAAUGACAUCAACCUGACUCACAUUGAAUCCAGACCUUCUCGUGUAAACAAAGAUGAGUAUGAGUUUUUCACUCAUCUGGACAAACGUAGCAAGCCUGCUUUGGGCAGCAUCAUCAAGAGCUUGAGAUACGACAUUGGCGCCACUGUCCAUGAGCUUUCUCGAGACAAGGAGAAGAACACAGGCGGCAGAACCUUAAGGGGCAGUACUCCUUCAUUUCUUGCUCAAGGAAACCUCACCCCACCCCAAAUGCUAACCCCGGUAUCCAACGUGCCCUGGUUCCCAAGGACCAUUCAAGAGCUGGACAGAUUUGCCAAUCAGAUUCUCAGUUAUGGAGCAGAACUGGAUGCAGACCACCCGGGCUUUAAAGAUCCUGUGUACCGGGCGAGGCGAAAGCAGUUUGCUGACAUUGCCUACAACUACCGCCAUGGGCAGCCCAUCCCUCGGGUGGAAUACACAGAAGAAGAGAAGAAGACCUGGGGAACAGUGUUCAAGACACUGAAGGCCUUGUAUAAAACGCAUGCCUGCUAUGAACACAACCACAUUUUCCCACUUCUGGAAAAGUACUGCGGGUUCCGUGAAGACAACAUUCCCCAGCUGGAAGAUGUUUCUCAGUUUCUGCAGACUUGUACUGGUUUCCGCCUCCGACCUGUUGCUGGCUUACUGUCCUCUCGAGAUUUCUUGGGUGGCCUGGCCUUCCGAGUCUUCCACUGCACACAAUACAUCAGGCAUGGGUCUAAGCCCAUGUACACACCUGAACCAGACAUUUGUCAUGAACUGUUGGGACAUGUGCCCUUGUUUUCAGAUCGCAGCUUUGCCCAGUUUUCCCAGGAAAUCGGACUUGCUUCUCUGGGUGCACCUGACGAAUACAUCGAGAAAUUGGCCACAAUUUACUGGUUUACUGUGGAGUUUGGGCUCUGCAAGGAAGGAGAUUCCAUCAAGGCAUAUGGUGCUGGGCUUCUGUCAUCCUUUGGUGAAUUACAGUACUGUUUAUCAGACAAGCCGAAGCUCCUGCCCCUGGACCUAGAGAAGACAGCCUCACAGGAGUACAAUGUCACAGAGUUCCAGCCCCUGUACUACGUGGCAGAGAGUUUCAAUGAUGCCAAGGAGAAAGUGAGGGCCUUUGCUGCCACAAUCCCCCGGCCCUUCUCGGUUCGCUAUGAUCCCUACACUCAAAGGGUUGAGGUCCUGGACAACACUCAGCAGUUGAAGAUUUUGGCUGACUCCAUCAACAGUGAGGUUGGAAUCCUUUGCAGUGCCCUGCAUAAAAUAAAGUCAUGAACAGAAAAUGACAUCAUGUGUAGAACUUGAGCAGCCAACCAAAAAUCUGUUAAUAGAAAGAUAGUAACUGCUUCAUUUCAUCUGAAGAGAAAAAUCUUUAAUUUGAUAUAUCACCUUUCAUUACUUGUGCUAACACAGUGAAGCAUCACCAAAUAAAUCAAAAUUCUCUUAAAUGAAAGUAUAUUAAACCCUCUCGGGGUAGCUCUUACAGAGUCAUCUUUGAUUUAGACAUCUCAUACCUUCAAUUUAGAUUAAAAUGUAAUUUCUCACCUCUCAUCAAUAUUCAUUAAAUUUGUGACCCUUAUCAUUCAGGAUUCAUUUAUUUGUUUUUGCCUCCCAGGUAAGCCCUAAAGGAAUAUAUUAUAUGGCUAAGUGUGAAACAUAGGACUGUACUCAUGAAUGAAUUAUUCAGUUCAGUUCAAAUCUCAAACUAUGAAGCUUACCUUCUACAGUCAUCCACUAUGACUCUGAGAACUGCUUCAUUGUACUGCCUAUGUAAAUCUCCUCUGAUUUGAGACUCUAUCGAGAUAGUA